Messenger RNA from Tyto alba (common barn owl), 1916 nucleotides. RefSeq names its product serine incorporator 4 (gene SERINC4). The transcript is spliced from 12 exons. NCBI's taxonomy places the organism in Eukaryota, Metazoa, Chordata, Aves, Strigiformes, Tytonidae. The record is from RefSeq and is a predicted model, not a curated record. Bases 23 to 1507 code for a protein of 494 amino acids. Gene Ontology annotation, cellular component: membrane.
AGGGGCAGAGCCGAGCUGGGACAUGGCGGGCACACGGACACACGGCCGCAUCCUGCACUCAGUGCUCUGCCAGCUGUGCUGCGGUUGUGGCUGCAGAUCCUGCCGCGGGCUCCGCCUGUCCACGGGCACCCGCAUCCUCUAUACGCUCCUGCAUGUCCUGGCCUCUGCCGUGUGCUGCCUCAUGCUGUCCCGCACUGUGGCCCAGGUCAUCAGGGAGAAGGUGCCCUUCUCGGUGGUGCUGUGCGACCACCUGCCUGGCGGCACAGACUGCGAGCGGCUGGUGGGCUCCUCGGCCGUGUACCGGGUCUGCUUCGGCACCGCCUGCUUCCACCUGGCGCAGGCUGCCCUGCUGCUCAACGUGCGCUCCAGCACCGACUGCCGCGCUCAGCUCCACAACGGGUUUUGGUUCCUGAAGCUGCUGGUCCUGGUGGGGCUCUGGGCCGCCAGCUUCUUCAUCCCCGAGGAUGGCUUCAUCCAAGUCUGGCACUACACGGGCGUCUGCGGGGGCUUCACCUUCAUCCUCAUCCAGCUGGUGCUGAUCACCGCCUUUGCACACACCUGGAACAAGAACUGGCUGACGGGCGCUGCGCAGGACAAGCGCUGGUACCUGGCCGUGCUGCUGGCCACGGCCGCCUUCUACACCCUUGCCUCCGCCGCCUUCACCUUCCUCUACACUUACUACACCCACCCGGCCGCCUGCCUCCUCAACAAGGUGCUGCUCACCGUCAACGGCAGCCUCUGCGGCAUCGUGUCCUUCAUUUCCAUCACGCCCUGUGUGCGGCUCAAGCAGCCGCGGUCAGGACUGCUGCAGUCCUCGAUCAUCAGCUGCUACGUGAUGUACCUCACCUUCUCCGCGCUGUCCAGCCGUCCCCCGGAGAGAGUGCUCUACAAGGGGCAGAACCUCACGCUCUGCUUCCCGGGCGUCCGGCGGGACGAGCUGCAGACUGACGACACCACCGUCGCCGUCCUGGGGGCUGCCAUCAUGUACGCCUGCGUGCUCUUCGCAUGUAAUGAAGCCUCCUACCUCGCCGAGAUCUUCGGGCCCUUCUGGAUGGUCAAAGUCUACAGCUUCGAGUUUAGAAAACCCUCCUGUUGCUUCUGCUGCCCCGAGAAGAUGGAGGAGGAGCUGAGAGGCGCCACGCUGCCGUGUGAGCAAGCAGAGGAGAUCGCUGAGGGACAGUGCAUCAUCCAGGACGAGCGAGAACGGGUGGUCUACAGCUACUCAGCCUUCCACUUCGUCUUCUUCCUCGCCUCACUCUACGUCAUGAUGACCCUCACCAACUGGUUCAGCUACGAGACCGCGGUGCUGGAGACCACCUUCACGCACGGCAGUUGGUCGACCUUCUGGGUGAAGGUGUCCUCGUGCUGGGCCUGCGUCCUGCUCUACCUGUGGCUGCUGCUGAGCCCCCUUUGCCCCCGCGGAUCCCCCCCGCACCGCCGCAGCAGCCCGGUCCCGCGCGUCCUGCGCCGACGGCGCGUCCCGCAGCGCGUCAGCGUCUCCACGUAGUCCCUGCUGAGACGGACUGUGCCCGUCCCCGCACACGGCGGCAGCAGCCGGGGCUGGUCCCUGCCAUGCCCGGUGCUUGUGCCCUGGCCCCGCCGGGUCCCGCCAGCCUCCCCUGAUGCCCUGUCCCAGGAGAUGGCAGCAUCGGAGAGCCUGAGGGGGACCCAGGAGGUGGGUGCUCCCGGCGACACAGGUCCUGCACUGGGCUGUGGCCACCCAAAGCAAGCCGGGGUGGCCAGUGCUCAGCCCUGGCUACUGCCAGGCUCCCUCCAGGCAGGGAGGCAGCUCCUGCCCUAGCCCAGGGCCAGCCUGGCGAGCGGGGCUCUGCCCCAGCUGCCUCCACGUCUCAGCUCACUCGCUGGCAGUGCACUCGUUGUAAAUAGCUCCUUAAAUACAUUUUUAUAUAAAACUC